UUUUUUUCAAGCUGUUUACCAUAUUUUUUUCGUCUCUGGGUGGUUGGUGUGAUAUUGUAGUGAGAAAAUAGAUAAAAAAAGUUCCAUAAAACUGCCAAUAAAAUAACCAAUUUUUUUAUUCUAUCCUGAAUUCAAUACAGUUAAUUAAUAAAAGACUAAUUCAAUAACAAAAGAAAAGUCGUAGUUUUUUUUUUGUGAAAAAAAAAGUUUAGAAAACACCAAAAUUUAGUGUUCAAGUUUCAAAGUUCAAUACGCUAGCUUUACUUUGGAAUAGAAAUAAAGAUAAUAAAAGAGAAACCUUAAAAACGAAUUUUUCAACUCGGUGUUUUUUGAUAACGUCGACCCCAAACAGAGUCCAGAUAAGAAAGAUAACAACCAUUAAAGUACGCCUUUGUUUCCAAUCUAAAAAAACAUUAACAAAGUCCAACAAAACAACAAGAGUGACCAGCCCAGUUCUCUAGAAGAAGAAACAACAUGUCAUCGAUCGAGGAAAGGUUCAAUGCCGCUGUCAAUGUUAUUAAGAACCUUCCAAAGAAUGGAUCUUAUCAGCCCAGCAACGCUAUGAUGUUGUCAUUUUAUGGAUACUUUAAACAAGCAACCAUUGGACCCUGCAAACAGAAAAAACCUCAAUUCUGGGAUGUUGUUCGAAAAGCUAAAUGGGAUGCCUGGUCAUCAUUGGGUGAUUUACCCAAAGAACGAGCAAUGCAACUUUACGUUGAUGAACUCCGUAAGAUCAUUGAAACAAUGUCAUACACCGAAAACGUUGCCAAUUUCAUGGGUAGCGUCAGUGAAUUGGAGAGCAUUAACUUGGAUGAUCUUGAAGCUGUCGCUCCUGGUAUUAUGAAGGUUGCCCAGUCUCAUCCCAAUUCACCAUUCAGCUCUCGUUGCAAUAGUCCACAACCUGGACUAACUGCUAACGGAGAAAUUCAUCAAAAUGGACACGCGAAUGGCUCUGGAGGUGAAAGUGAAACGGAUACCUACAUGAUAUCCAAAUCUCAUCAUAGUCAGACUGUUGAUCAAUCUGAUGAUGAAUAUACAGAUACAGUGGAGGAUAAUCUCGAGAUGCCUUCAUUUCGAAAACAUGUCAAAUCGCAAUAUGUUCAUCCGUAUCAUAGUUCGUUCAAUUUUCAGACACCUAGCGAACUUAGUGAUUUACCUAUCUUAGAAAAUGGCUCCAAUCACAGGGCUAACGAUACAAAUCAGCAAUUAGUUUUGGAGCAAAUUCAAAGCAGCGUUCGCCGUAUGAGCGUUGAUUUUGCUGCUAUUAACCAACGCAUGAGUGCUGUUGAAAAGAAUUUGUCUGAAGUCAGCUUUGCACUAAAAAAAAUGCGACUUGAAAGGAAACCAGAAUGGUGGCCAUUCCAAGACAUUUCGCCGCAAUGGUUUGUUUUCCUAAUAUUGUGGCCGUUUUUGGCCAAUCGACUAUCACGUAUGAUUCAACGAAGAAAAUAAUAAUAAUUAUGUAAAUAAGUUACAGGUGUAUGUUUGUAUAGUUUUUAAAUUCUAGCAAAAAAAAAAUCAUUGCAAUUGUGAUUAUUUUUUUGAAAAAAAAAAAGAAAAUUAAUUUGUUUUGCUUUUUAAAUUUUGUUUUUAUUGUUAUGUUUUUUUUUCAUAUAUGAUUUUUAUUCUAUUUAAUUUGUUAUUAUUUUUAAAAUGAAACUGCAUUUUUUGUGCUGCGCCUCAUUUUAAAUAAAAAAAAAAACUAUGAUAUUCUGGUUGUUGAAAUAUGAACAAAACAAAAAAAAAAACAAACAAAACUCUAAAUAGAGAAUAUUUAUUAAAGUGCAAUGAUUUAUUGAAAACAUGACGAUUGAGGCGAUUAUAAUUGAUAAAAUAGGAUGAAAGGGUUAUUUUUUAAAUAAGAAGAUUAAAGUUAAGUAAGCAUGGGUGAACAAAAAAAUAAAAAAUAAAUUGUAAUAACAUAAAUUAUUAUGAACUAUUUAAGGGUUUUAUUAUUUCGCUUAUUAUACAAAACAUUUUAUGUAUAUUUAAUUUUUACAACAUAAAUAUUUAAAAUAUAUUUUUAUUUUUCUGUAUUUUGAGGUAUAAAAUAAAUUCUUUUUAUAUUCAAAAUUAUACAAGUGUUAUAUUAUUCUUUGAUGCGUUGGAUUUUUAAAAUUUAAUUUUAAUCCUUGUUUUGUUGUUGUUGUUGGUUUUGAUUUUGAAGUAACUAUUAUUUGGUGGCAUGAGGAUGUGAUGGUCAUGCCAUUGAUUUUGUUCGGAGUCUCUUAGUUCGCAAUCGGAAAGAAAUUAUUGAUUGAAACAAUUUAUUCAGCAAAAUUUUAUUAGGUGAAAGUUACUGCUAGCAAUUUUUUCAAAAUAUUUUGAACAUAACCCGAUUAAAUAAAACAUGAAUCUAGACAAAUCACGAUUCUGAUCUUUUACAAUUGAGCAUUGUAGAAGUAAUUCAAAAGACGGUGCUGAAAAUAGUAGUUGAAUGAAUAAAUUAAUAUAUUUCAUUAUUUGAGAUUUCUUUUAUUAAAUUAA
Episyrphus balteatus (marmalade hoverfly) is the source of this 2487-nucleotide messenger RNA. RefSeq names its product acyl-CoA-binding domain-containing protein 5. Gene Ontology annotation, molecular function: fatty-acyl-CoA binding. Gene Ontology annotation, biological process: fatty acid metabolic process. The transcript is spliced from 6 exons. The record is from RefSeq and is a predicted model, not a curated record. Bases 475 to 1452 code for a protein of 325 amino acids. NCBI's taxonomy places the organism in Eukaryota, Metazoa, Arthropoda, Insecta, Diptera, Syrphidae.